Molecule: messenger RNA, 426 nt
Organism: Akanthomyces muscarius
Lineage: Eukaryota; Fungi; Ascomycota; Sordariomycetes; Hypocreales; Cordycipitaceae
Exons: 2
Coding region: 1-426 (141 amino acids)
Molecular function (GO): carbon-sulfur lyase activity
Source: RefSeq, a predicted model, not a curated record
AUGUUCGAACCCACGGGAGAGCCUGUGACGUACAAGGCCAACUGCCACUGUGGUCGGGUCAAGUUUACAGUGGCGCUGCCCGAUAUUCGUAACAACAAGGUGCUCAGCUGCAACUGCUCCAUCUGCACCAAGAACGGAUAUCUUUUGGUCUACCCAAAGGUGGAAAAUGUAAAGUUCAUCUCUGGAGAAGACAAGCUCAAGUCGUAUCGCUUUGGCACGGCGACGAAGCCACACAAGUUUUGCCCCGAGUGCGGCACCAGCAUCUUGAUUGACUUUUCCGAGACGGAGCACCCAAUGUCGCGUGCCGUAACGGCAGUUAAUGCACGCACUUUUGUGGACAUUGAGGACAUUAUGGCCGACUUGAACCUCCAUCGGAUCAAUGGCAAGGACAAGAUGCAGCCGCCGUACAAGGUGCCCAAAUUUUGA